Messenger RNA from Pteropus alecto (black flying fox), 1840 nucleotides. RefSeq names its product general transcription factor IIF subunit 2 (gene GTF2F2). Bases 227 to 976 code for a protein of 249 amino acids. Gene Ontology annotation, biological process: transcription by RNA polymerase II; transcription initiation at RNA polymerase II promoter. Gene Ontology annotation, cellular component: transcription factor TFIIF complex. The record is from RefSeq and is a predicted model, not a curated record. The transcript is spliced from 8 exons. NCBI's taxonomy places the organism in Eukaryota, Metazoa, Chordata, Mammalia, Chiroptera, Pteropodidae.
GGUGCGCGCAAGCGCAGUUCCCGCUCCCGGCUCCCGGCUCCCGGCUCCUAGCUCCCGGCGGCGUGUUCUUCUUUCCUUCGCUUCCCAGCUUCCCGGCAGGUGGACGCGCGCGCUUCACGGUUGGCCUCCCGCCGCGCCUUGUCCUGUGCUGCGGACGCUCGCCCUGCAGGCCGCCGGCUCCCGAAGCCGCUGCUCUGGGCCGCGCGCCUCCAUUGGCGACAGACCCAUGGCCGAGCGCGGGGAUCUUGACCUGACCGGCGCCAAACAGAACACCGGAGUGUGGCUGGUCAAGGUUCCUAAAUAUUUGUCACAACAAUGGGCUAAAGCUCCUGGAAGAGGUGAAGUUGGAAAGCUGCGGAUCGCUAAGAGUCAAGGAAGGACUGAGGUGUCAUUUACUUUGAAUGAGGAUCUUGCAAAUAUUCAUGACAUUGGCGGAAAGCCGGCUUCAGUCAGUGCUCCCAGAGAACAUCCGUUUGUCUUGCAGAGUGUUGGAGGACAGACGUUAACAGUGUUUACCGAGAGCGCGUCGGAUAAGCUUUCAUUGGAAGGAAUAGUAGUCCAAAGAGCCGAAUGCCGACCCGCCGCCAGUGAAAACUACAUGAGAUUAAAGAGAUUGCAAAUAGAAGAGUCUUCCAAACCUGUGAGGCUGUCACAACAACUGGACAGAGUCGUGACAACCAAUUACAAACCUGUUGCCAAUCAUCAAUACAAUAUUGAAUAUGAAAGGAAAAAGAAAGAAGAUGGGAAACGAGCUCGAGCUGAUAAACAGUACGUGUUGGAUAUGCUGUUUUCGGCCUUCGAGAAACAUCAGUAUUAUAAUCUUAAGGACUUGGUGGACAUCACGAAACAGCCGGUGGUGUACCUGAAGGAAAUUUUAAAAGAGAUCGGCGUUCAGAAUGUAAAAGGGAUCCACAAAAACACGUGGGAGCUGAAGCCAGAGUACAGACACUACCACGGAGGGGAGAAGAGCGACUGAGGAGCCGCGGGCCGCGCGCGCACAGGGCCGCGCCGACGCUUCCCUGGGGGCGCGUCUGUCCUGGGGUGACGGGACUGAUGCUUUAACUUCUCUAGGUAAAUUUUUCAAACAACAGUUCUUGGAAAGGGACCUGCGUGUUUUUUGAGGGGAAAGAACAAAUUUAUAGACUUAAACUUGUAUUAAAUCAGAUUCUUCAUGAUGGGCUUGAGCUUUGGCGAGUUAAAGAGGCUUUUCUUUUUUGAAUCUUAACUUUUAACAUGUAAAAUUAAGAAAUGGUUUCUAAAUGAGGACUCUCCCCUUGCUUUUGUAAUCUGAGGAGCAGAGCAGUACAAACCCAGGGUGAAUGGCACAGCAAGAAAAAAUAGCCAACGACGGGAGCUCUUAAAAGGAAUAAAAAGCCAGAGUGGUUCCUUAUUUUGCAAUUGUGGAAGAACAAAGCUGUCUUUUUUUAAAUAGAUGAUCAUGUUUCAUAUUCACACACAUUAAUAAAGAGAGCACUUAUGUUUGCGCUAGGAUAGCAGUUUUCAUCAGUAGUGACGUGAGGAAGUAGAAAAAGUCAUGGUCAGUUGGUGUUUAUUUGCUUUUAAAAUACUUAGAAAUUAAAUGCUUUUCCAACAGUUCAAGAUAUGUCUCCAUCAUCGAUUAGAAGGUUCUCAGAGACAGACUGAGCCCCAGAGUUUUACUGUACACUCAGCAGGCAUGUGUGGACUGUCAUGUGACAUGAUAUUGACAAGCCGAAGGACAGUGGUAGAAUUAGGCUGUUACAUCUAGACAGAGAGCUUAAGUCAGUUCCUGGGGACUGGAAAAGUUUCUUGUAUCUUUUUAACUAAUUUUAAAUAAAAGCAGUACAUGUCCACGAUUAAA